UCGGAAAAAAAGUUAUCCAGAAGUGAGUAUCAAUCAGAGAGCGGGGAGAAGGACAAAAAGAGAAGAAGGAAGAGGCAGAAAAGCAGGACGGAGAGACAAAAGCGACAGAUAACAUUACUUUCGAGCAAUCAAACGCGCCGUAGAGAUGGCAUAUCAUAUCGUUAGAGGUUUGAAACAUAAUUUAUAGUCAUAGUUUUUGGAUUACUUUCGUCAUUGUCGACUCUUUGCACUGUUGUAAACAUUGACGUGCGCAUUUUCCUUGUGCUCACUGCUUGGACGGAGUUUUUGUUUUCCCUCUUGUGGAUUUGCCUUGGGAGAAAUGAGUGACAGGAGGCGAUCUGCCGCUGCUCUGAGCUCGAGAGCGCACGCCUUUUCGGUGGAAGCCCUGAUCGGGUCAAACAAGAAGAGAAAGCUCCGCGCCUGGGAGGAAAAGGAGCUGGAGUUGUCUAUGGAGAGCCUCGCCACCAACGGACAAUUAGGAGACGGCGACGACCCUGCACAUUGUCUAGAUAUCGACCCCGAUUCGGAGGCGAGCCCCGGAUCAGACGGUGAGGGUUUGGCGGAGAGGACGUCGUGCUCCUUCGGCUCCCCCGCGGACCUGGCCCCGGCGGCCUGCGAGCCGUCUCCCGCUGCCUCCAUGGAGGAUAUUCAGGUGGAGCUGCAGUGCGCAGACCUCUGGAAGCGCUUCCAUGAAAUUGGCACGGAGAUGAUCAUCACUAAAGCGGGGAGGCGGAUGUUCCCUGCAAUGAGAGUAAAGAUUGUGGGUCUGGACCCCCAUCAGCAGUAUUACAUAGCCAUGGACAUUGUUCCUGUGGACAAUAAGAGAUACAGGUAUGUGUACCACAGCUCCAAGUGGAUGGUGGCGGGGAACGCGGACUCCCCCGUGCCCCCGCGGGUCUACAUCCACCCAGACUCCCUGGCUUCUGGAGACACCUGGAUGAGGCAGGUGGUCAGCUUCGACAAACUCAAACUCACCAACAAUGAGCUGGACGACCAGGGCCAUGUGAGUGAGCCGAUCAUCCUUCACUCCAUGCAUAAGUACCAGCCUCGUGUCCAUGUGAUCAGAAAGGACUUCAGCAGUGACCUGUCCCCCACAAAGCCUGUUCCCAGCGGAGAGGGAGUGAAGACCUUCAGUUUCCCUGAGACUGUCUUCACCACUGUCACCGCCUACCAGAACCAACAGAUAACAAGACUAAAGAUCGACCGCAACCCAUUUGCUAAAGGAUUUCGGGAUUCAGGCAGAAACAGGACUGGUCUGGAGGCGAUCAUGGAGACCUAUGCGUUCUGGAGACCGCCUGUGAGGACACUCACGUUUGAGGACUUCACCAACAUGCAGAAACAGCAAGGAGGAAGCACGGGCACCUCUCCCACCACCUCCAGCACAGGAACCCCCUCCCCUUCUGGUGCAGCCCACCUCCUGUCCCCCUCCUGCUCACCGCCUACCUUCCACCUGGCCCCCAACACCUUCAAUGUGGGCUGCAGGGAGAGCCAGUUGUGCAGCAUGGGGUUGUCUGAGUACCCGGCCUGCGCCCGCAGCAACAUGGCGGCCCUACAGGGCUAUGGGGGCCUGGCUGAAAGCUCCUACGGACGCCUCCAGGCAGCAGGGGGCACUGUGGCCUCCACCCAGCAGUCUGAAUCCUUCCUGCCCCAGAGGACUUCCUCCCUGAUUGCUGCGGGAAUGCAGGGGGGCGGCCAUGGCUCUCUGUCCAGUGGCAGCAGUGGAAGUGCUGGCGGAAAGAUGGAUGCCUAUGGAGGUCAGUUGACCUCGUUCCCGGCCUCCCAGCUGCAGUAUGUGAUGCAGGCGGGCUCUAGCUCAGCUUCUGGCUCUUCCUCCUCUGGCUCCUCCCCCUCAUCCGCCCACAUGUUCAGCGGGGGCCACCACCAUGUGCAACAGGGGUCCUACAAUGCCUUCUCACUCCACAACCCCUACAACCUGUAUGGAUACAACUUCCCCACCUCCCCGCGUCUGGCUACCAGCCCCGAGAAGCCCCAGGGCGGCCUCCUGUGUUCCUCUUCCCCUGCCGGGGCAUUUGCCGAGCGCCAGUACCUGUCCAACGGUGGCAUGGACAGCAUGCACAUGAUCGGCAAUCCCUCCACUGGCCAGCAGGGGGCAGGCUCCUGUGAUGGCCGGCAGUAUGGCUCCUCCUCUCAAAUGUCUAUGCACAUCGUGUAAAAACUAGGAUCUCACUUCUGACCCAUUUUCGCUGUCCCAUUAUUUCAACAAGUUAUGUUUCUUCUACGAUAAAUCUGUUAUCUCAGA
Messenger RNA from Oncorhynchus gorbuscha (pink salmon), 2260 nucleotides. Its product is annotated as T-box transcription factor TBX15-like. Gene Ontology annotation, molecular function: RNA polymerase II cis-regulatory region sequence-specific DNA binding; DNA-binding transcription factor activity, RNA polymerase II-specific. Lineage: Eukaryota; Metazoa; Chordata; Actinopteri; Salmoniformes; Salmonidae. Gene Ontology annotation, cellular component: nucleus. Gene Ontology annotation, biological process: positive regulation of DNA-templated transcription; cell fate specification; regulation of transcription by RNA polymerase II. The transcript is spliced from 8 exons. Bases 320 to 2173 code for a protein of 617 amino acids. The record is from RefSeq and is a predicted model, not a curated record.